GGGAAGGAUGUGAUUACAGCCUCUGUCGUGUGCCUCAUCGGUCCUUUACACUGUACGCUGUUAUUUGUGUUCCUCCUGCUUUUUUUGUACCGUUGAAAUGGAGCUCCGUGGAAACUAGCAGGCGUGCACCUAUUCGAAUUCUCCCUUAUCUUAAGAGAAUGAUCCACCAGCAAGUUAUUUUUUCCCAGGUGAGACCCAGGUCUGCUUCAGGUACUACCAUGGCGUCAACGGAACACUGAGGGCAACGACUCCCAGCAUAACCAUAAAGAAAGCUUCUGCACCUGUAUUAAAGCCAGUGGUUAGUCCUGAAGUCAACCAUGGACUGGGCAACAGGAGACUCAUUAACUUUUCCUUAUCAGACCUCCACGCAGUUGGCUUGAAGAAGGGGAUGUUUUUCAAUCCCGACCCCUACCUGAAACUUUCGAUCCAGCCUGGAAAGCACAGCAUCUUCCCCUUGCUGCCACACCAUGGCCAGGAGAAACGCUCUGGAGUGGUCUGCAACACAGUCAACCCACAAUGGAGCAAUGAGCGGUUCAACUUUGUGUCUCUGCCCACUGAUGUACUGGAGAUCGAAGUGAAGGAUAAAUUUGCCAAGAGUCGGCCAAUCAUCAAGCGUUUUCUUGGAAAGCUCUCUGUCCCUGUCCAGAGGCUGCUGGAAAAACAUGCCAUUGGGGAUCGAGUAGUGAGUUAUUCGCUGGGUCGCAGGUUGCCAACAGACCAUGUCUGCGGCCAGCUGCAGUUCCGCUUUGAGUUGACUUCUUCUAUUCACCCAGAUGAUGAGGAGAUCUCUCUGGUCAUAGAGUCAGCCUGUCCUCAGGGGGGAAAUACACCAAAUGACAACCAUGCUGCUGAUGCUCCUGAUGACACAUUAAGUGUGGGACCUGACAUGCCUGAUCUCCCCCUGGAUGCCCCUCCUGACCCUGAAAUGACGGUGGUAACAGCAUCCACAGCGGAAGCCUCCACACCUGAGGAGGUCCGUGCUGAGGAUGAGGAGGCUGAGUCAACGCCAGAAGAUCAAGACACUGUGGAUGAAGAGAGCACAGUGAGGGAGGAGCCCCUGUCUACAGAGCCACAAGUGGAGAAGGAGCAGGGGGAACUGGCUGAACAGCAAGAAGGGAACAGUGGAGAUGAUGGAGAAAGGGAGGAGAGGCAACAAGAAGAAGAAGAAGAAGAAGAAGAAGAAGAAGAAGAAGAAGAAGAAGAAGAAGAAGAAGAAGAAGAAGAAGAAGAAGGGGAGCAGAGAGAAGCGUUUGCACCACAAGCUCAUGAGGAUACGACUGGAGAAGAAAAUUAUGUUGGAGAGGAAAUACAGCCAAAGCCAGACUCUGAAAAUACUGUUGAAAUAUCAACAAACAAUGGGGCUGUUACUAUUGAGGACCCGAUGGAGGGAAGCAUCGCUUCCCAAAAGGCCGAUGUAGAACAAAGGGCUGCUCAGGAGGUGACAGAGGGCGGAGAAAUAAGCUGCCUCCCCUGCACCUGUGAAUCCCUCUUCUCAAACUAUAACUCUAAUGCUCCUUUGCGCCGCAAAAAUCGCCCCUGCUCCCUUCCAGUGUCAGAGUUGGAGACGGUGAUCGCAUCGGCCUGCGGAGAGCCGGAGACACCCAGAUCUCACUACAUUCGGAUCCACCACCUCCUCCACAGUCUCCGCUCUGCCCAACACAGAGCUCCCAGCCAGGAGGAGGAGGAGGUCAGGGAGGGAGAUAAUACAAGCACCACUCAAGACACCACUUCCACAAAACUUAAAACCUCCGAAGAGGAGGAGGGGCUGGAGGAUGAGGAAGAGGAUGAUACAACCCUAUCUCCCUCUCAGGUCCCAGAGUGUCCCGGCCCCUGCUGUCGUCGCUCCUUACCACGCAGCCUCUCAAUUGAACGCCUUUCUGAGCUAAACCAGCUCCUGGAAGGUGAUGGAGGAAGAGGAGGAGGCGGACAUACAACAGUGGAGAGCGAAGAGGGGGAUUCCAGUCAUGGAGGAGGAAGAAGAGUUGGCUGUAGCACCCUCAGACAUCAGGGUGAGAACGACUGUGAAUUCUGCGACACAUCCUGCUACAGUACCUCCUGCUACAGCACUUCCUGUUACAGCACAUCAUGUUACAGCAACUCUGGCUAUGAGGGUAGGAGCCGCUUUUGUAGCCAUACCCGCCUGUCGUCAGUGGACAGCAACAGACUCUCUGGUAGUACGGUGUUCUCCUCCCAGGAUGAAGAUGAAGAUGAGGAAAGUGCCUUUGAGUCAGUACCUGAUAGCAGCCUCUUGCCAGAUGGCCAAGAGGUGAGCGGGGCAGGAGGAGAGAGGAGGACAGAGAGGUUGAGGGAGGCCAGGAGAGGACAGCAGGCAGAGCCAGCUGUGCCAGGGCCCAGCGAUAUAAACAACAUUGGCUUAGGCUCCUCCCCUCCUGUUGGCCAUCUUCCAGUCCUGCGACCCAGCCAUGACCUAAACCAUUUUCCUGCUGCCACUGACCAAGCCUUACCUCCAAACUGGGAAGCUCGUAUUGACAGCCACGGCAGAGUUUUUUAUGUGGAUCAUGUCAACCGUACCACAACUUGGCAGAGACCAAGCCACAGCAGCAAGUGUAACCACGGCAUCCCCCACUCAGGAUCCACACAGCAGAUGGAACAACUCAACAGGAGGUACGAGAACAUCCAAAGAACCAUGGCCACAGAAGAGGAUGGUGAAAGUCCAAGGUUAGAGCGCAGCAGCAGUGCGGACACUGAUUCUGAGACUUCUCAGACAGGUCCCGCUUCCCCUGUCAAUCACCAGAGGAUCAGUCAUCUCCUCCAAUCGCCUGCUGUCAAGUUCAUCACACACCCAGAAUUCUUCACUGUGUUGCACAGUAACUAUGCAGCCUACCGGGUGUUCACCAACAGCAGUUGUGUGAAACACAUGAUUCUGAAGGUGCGCCGCGAUGCCAGAAACUUUGAGCGCUACCAGCAUAACCGGGACCUUGUGGUUUUCCUCAACAAGUUCGCAGACACUCAGCUGGAGCUACCAAGAGGCUGGGAGAUCAAGACUGACCCCCAGGGCAAGUCUUUUUUUGUGGACCACAACAGUCGUGCCACGACGUUCAUUGACCCGCGCAUCCCUCUGCAGAGUGGCCGGCUGCCUGGCCACCUUGCUCACAGUCAACAUCUGCAGAGAUUGCGCAGCUAUAGCGCUGGGGAGGCCUCUGAUGUGUCCAGGAGUCGUGGGGCUUCCCUAAUGGCCAGGCCUGGAAAUAGCCUGGUAGCCGCCAUACGAAAUCAGCACAACAACUCACAACAAUUGACUGCUCCUUCGUACAAUGACAAAAUUGUGGCAUUCCUUCGACAGCCAAACAUAUUUGAUAUGUUGCAAGAGCGACAGCCAAGCCUAAGCAGAAACCAUGCUCUGAGGGAGAAAAUUCACUACCUUCGGACAGAAGGUACUCAGGGGGUGGAAAAAUUGUCAUGUGAUGCAGACCUAGUCAUCCUGUUAAGUUUAUUUGAAGAGGAGAUCAUGUCUUAUGUUCCGCCUCAUCCCAUCCUCCACGGCUUCAGCAUUUCUCCUCGCUGUUCACCUGCCUCCUCACCACAAAACUCUCCUGGCCUGCAGAGGGCCAGGGCUCCAGCUCCUUACCGCAGAGACUUUGAGGCCAAACUAAGAAACUUUUACAGGAAAUUAGAGGCCAAGGGCUACGGGCAGGGACCAAGCAAAAUCAAGUUGCUGAUCAGGAGAGAACUCUUGCUGGAAGGAACCUUUAACCAGGUGAUGGCAUACUCCCGCAAAGAGCUGCAGAGAAACAAACUCUACGUUACUUUCCUCGGAGAGGAGGGAUUGGACUACAGUGGUCCGUCCAGAGAGUUUUUCUUCCUAUUGUCUCAGGAGUUGUUUAAUCCAUACUACGGUCUGUUUGAAUACUCAGCUAACGAUACUUACACCGUUCAAAUCAGCCCCAUGUCAGCAUUUGUUGAAAACCAUCUGGAAUGGUUUCGUUUCAGUGGUCGUAUCCUUGGCCUGGCUCUAAUUCAUCAGUACCUACUGGAUGCUUUCUUCACCAGACCCUUCUAUAAGGCCCUGCUCAGACUGCCGACAGACCUGUCCGAUCUGGAGUAUCUGGAUGAGGAGUUCCACCAGUCUCUGCAGUGGAUGAAGGAAAACGACAUCACUGACAUCCUGGACCUCACCUUCACCGUCAAUGAGGAGGUCUUUGGCCAGGUGACGGAGCGGGAGCUAAAGUCAGGCGGCUCAAACCUCCAGGUGACUGAGAAGAACAAAAAAGAUUAUAUAGAGCGAAUGGCCAAGUGGAGGGUGGAGAGAGGAGUGGUGCAGCAGACAGAGGCACUGGUCAGAGGCUUCUACGAGGUGGUAGACUCAAGGCUAGUGUCUGUGUUUGAUGCGCGGGAGCUGGAACUGGUUAUUGCUGGUACAGUCGAGAUUGACCUCAGUGACUGGAGGGGCAACACAGAGUACAGAGGAGGUUACCAUGAUGGUCACAUAGUGAUGCGGUGGUUCUGGGCUGCUGUGGAGCGGUUCAACAAUGAGCAGCGUCUCCGCCUGCUGCAGUUUGUCACUGGGACGUCCAGUGUGCCUUACGAAGGCUUUGCUGCGCUGCGGGGAUCCAACGGCCUCCGACGCUUUUGUAUUGAGAAGUGGGGCAAAGUCACAUCACUACCCAGGGCUCACACCUGUUUUAAUCGUCUGGACCUGCCUCCAUACCCUUCAUACACCAUGUUGUAUGAGAAACUGUUGAUUGCGGUGGAGGAAACCAGCACGUUUGGCCUGGAGUGAGCCAGCAAUACAUUAAGACAUCAACACUGCAUCCUUUUUUCUGUGUGACAAUGGUUGGGCAAAAAAUGUAAAGGAAAAAAAACAGCUCUUCCUUGCUGUUCCUUUCUCGUUGCCGAGAUACCUGGAUUGUACUCAACAAAGUCUUUGGUCAAGUGGAUGUAUGUCACUGGAAUGGUACUGUAUCUUAGAAUCUCUCACUGAGCUAUGAGUAUCUUUAUCACAGCACCCAGCACACCACAGCAGGAUAACUGCUAAUUAUACAAUUUAUAACAUAAGUUCUAAAAAAAGUAAAGUUAGAAAAAUACAUAGUGGAAAUAUAAACAGAAACAAAGACAAAGAUAAACAUUCAAUUGAAACUUCUAACUUCUAUACGAAUAAUGCAAUUAGUGCACAUAAACAAAGCUUCAGGUUUGCCAUUUUUCAUGUACUAAAUGAAAACUGGAGAUAUUCAGAUGCAUUUAUAAACAUGGCCUUAAAAUAUGUGGUUUGAAAUAUAAUGCAGGUUUGAAAAGUUCCUCAAAUAAACAAAAACUAUGGUUGCUCUGAUGCCAAAUGAUUAA
This is a messenger RNA of Gymnodraco acuticeps, 5301 nucleotides long. RefSeq names its product E3 ubiquitin-protein ligase HECW1. Gene Ontology annotation, biological process: regulation of dendrite morphogenesis. NCBI's taxonomy places the organism in Eukaryota, Metazoa, Chordata, Actinopteri, Perciformes, Bathydraconidae. Gene Ontology annotation, molecular function: protein binding; ubiquitin-protein transferase activity. The record is from RefSeq and is a predicted model, not a curated record.